GGCUUGGGAGAAACCUGAAUAUUGUUGUGAUUUUUGGUGUGAGGGACCAUCGGUCACAAAGGCAGGCGUGUGUAGGUGCAAGAUAGAUCAGAGUAUCCCAGGGGACUGUCUGUCACUCUGUGUUAGGGCUGGUAUAGCGUCGGCCUGGAGGAGUUUACACUUGAUAACUAGUUGGCAAAGUCUAAGUAUAGAAUUCACACCCAAUCUUUGGUUUGUACCCUGCUUCUUAGCAGUGUGCCCGGAGGCUGGUACUCACGCCCUUGAGCCGCUCCAGCCAGCCUGCCAAUAUGAACUGGGGUUUAGUGCAAACAAGGAUUAAUUCAGGGCAGCCACUGGCCUGUGUGAUACAGGACGUUUCAGCAGAUGACCACAGGGGUCCCUGUGAGUCUGAAAGAAGUGGAAUUUGUCUCCUAAUGACUCAUGCUUUUGCUAUUGUAUUAUUAUGGUGGUGUCAUUUCCAGUAAGUCAGAUGCCAAAGGUCUCUCUGGCAGAUAACCGGCCGAUUCCCCCUGCAAACAACGCCCCCUUCCCCCAUGUGGCUGAGCUAUUGGCAGGAGAGGAGCUGUCUUUACAGGAAGUGCAGAGCUGAACCACUAGAGUUUUCCGAGUGACUGAGGCGGACUCAGCCCUGCCAGGAGCCAUCUGAGCCUUGCAGGGAUGGCGGGCAAGCACCAGAGUGAGGCAGGGGUGCCCAGGGAAAGGGAAGAGGAACAGGCUGAGUUUCAUACACUUGUCCAGGAGUUCCUGAACUACUUCUUGGGGGCCCACGUGUACCCCGAGCAAAGGGAACACCAGAGAAGGGAGGGGGAGCGCCGGCUGGUGCAAGCGCUGGUCGGCAGGAUCAUGGCUCAGGUGCACGAGUGCAACGUGGAGAUGUUCACUGGAAAAGCCAUCCUGGUGGGCAGCCAAGCCCAGCACCUCCACGUCCGGACAGAGUCCAGCAGCAGCGACUACGACUUCCUGGUCCCCAUCCAGUACAACACGAACCUGAUCCUUAUGGGCAGCCUGUACAGCAAACUCUACACCCCGAAAAGUCAUCUGCCCGCCUGGGAGAGCAUGGAGCCCGGGGUGCCGGUGUACCGCUGGGGGAACAAGGUGGUGGUGGAUUAUAACAAGCUGAUAAUGAGAGAUCUCUUGGAGAAGAAGACGGUGGACAUUGACCUCACAGAGGAAGACAUAAAAACAAUAAAUGACCGGCAGCUACGGCUUUGGAAGAAUAGCGUUAGUCCAUAUAGUGUAAUGACAGAAUUGUGGGAGUGUGUCCAGAAAGCUCUGACUGAAGAGCAAAGAAACCCUGCUCCUGGAAUUAGUAACAUUAGACUGGAGAACACUGUGGGUAUUACACCAAUUAGUCCAGCCGUGCAGCUCAGUGCAGUGGUGAACGGCCAAGCUGUGUCUAUAGACCUGGUGCCCACCAUCCGGAAUAAAGUGGACAUGUCCAUGGAUUGGCCGCAGCAGGAUCUGAGGUGGCUCUCCGACUGGUGGGACCGGGAGCAGGGCACUGAGCAGAGAAAACCCACCUGGAAUACCGAGGAAAUUUACAAAACUGGGACCGAUCUGGUGGCCAAGAAUUCGUACUGGAGGCUCACCUUCUCCCUGGCGGAGACCCAGUUCCUCAAGGACAUUGACGCCGAUGGUGGGUGCAGGCAGAAGGCGCUGCGGGUGCUGAAGCAAAUCAACAUGGAGAAGUGGGUACCGCACUACGGCAAAGUCCUGACCUCCUACCACCUGAAGAUGGUCCUGUUUUGGGCUUCCCACCUCAGCCCAGAGACAGAGAACUGGGCCAUGGAGCCGGAUGCUCUGGGGACGCUGCUGAAGGUGCUGGAGUUCUGCCUGGAGAAGAAACACCUGCCCAAUUACUUCCUGCCGUCCGUUAAUUUCUUCGACUGGCACCGGACUGAGGAGGAGAAUUCCCUGAGGAACCUGGUGCUGGAGGCGCUCAGACUGGAGGUGAGGCUGAUGAGAUGCAGCCCAGAACGGUACCUGCAGCUGUGCUACGACCUGGCCAAGCCCCAAGGCCCGGGACCCUUCGUCCAACGGGCGCGGGAGCUCGACGCCUUUAGAAGGGAGCAUCAGAACGACUUUGAAGAGUUCAAACACCUGAAGAUAUCUUUUGACACGAGCCUCUUCACGGAGCUGUGAGCAGCCUCCGCUCCCAACAGAGAUAGUUGGGCUUUUAUCUGAACUGACAGACCCCAGUGGGUCUGCACUUGCUCUGCAUUUACACUGGGGGAACGGAUCUUUUACUUCAAACCCUUGAGAUACGGAACAAUAAAUAGUCUCAAGUUCUUUUCAUAGGUCUUCUGGGUUUUGUGAGAGUCGGGCUCACAUGGGGUGACUCUGGCAUGAGCCCAGCAUCCCCGAGAUCAGAAUCCAGCCCUGAUCUCAUUGCAAUCAGGGGUGACUCCAGAUUGACCCGGGGGGGGCUGAGAUCAGAAUCCAGCCCUGAUCUCAUUGCAAUCAGGGGUGACUCCAGAUUCACCCUGGGGGGGCUGAGAUCAGAAUCCAGCCCUGAUCUCAUUGCAAUCAGGGGUGACUCCAGAUUGACCCUGGGGGGGCUGAGAUCAGACCCCCGUCAGUGGAAAUAAGACGAGCCAAUGGCUGGAAGUUGAAGCUGGGCAGGUUUAGACUUGAAAUAAAGGGCAGAUUGUUAACAAGUGAUGGUAAUUAACUGUUGGAACAACUUAGAGCUUCAUCGAUUCUAAGCUUCAUUGUGAUCAUGUAUUCUGACCGCCUGUAUAACACGGGCCAAAAUCAUUCCUGGAGCAGAUCUUUGAGAAAAACCUUCAGUCUUGAUUUUAAAAUUGUCAGAAUUUGUCUCGUCUCAACUUCCAGCCUUUGGCUUGUGUUAGACCUUUCUCGGCUACACUGAAGAGCUGAUUAUUAAAUACUUUCCCCCCAUGUAGCUACUUACAGACUGUGAUCAAGUCACCCCUUCACCGUCUUGUGAAGCUAAGUAGACUGAGCUCUUUGAGUCUGUCACUAGACAGCAGAUUUUCUAGCUAUUUCCUUAAUCAUUCUCGCGCCUCUUCUCUGAACCCUCUGCAAUUUAUCACCAGCCCCCUUGAAUGGUGGGCACCAGAACUGGACUCAGGAUUCCAGCAGCGCUGACACCAGGGCCAAAUACAGAGGUCAAAUAACCUCUCUGCUCCCACGUGCGAUUCCCCUGUUUCUGCUUCCCAGGAGCGAGUCCCCCAGCCUGUCAUUUGAGCAUUGGCCUGCUAAACCCAGGGUUGUGAGUUCAAUCCUUGAGGGGGCCACUUAGGGUCAUUUAUAAAGAUGUUAAAUAGCAUGGGGCUAAGAACCGUCCCUGCGGCACACCACUGGAAACGGAUGCGUUUGAUGACGAUUCCCCAUUUGCAGUUACAUUUUCAGACGGCGUAACCUCAUGGCCACCGAACUGCAGCCACUGUCAGACAUUACUGUGUCAGGUAGACCAUGUCUAGCAAAAACAGAUUUGAUAUGCGCCAUGAGCCGUUUAGUUCUAGUGUCUUCUCGUAAGGUUAUCUCGGGGAGGUGAGAAUUAUAGUCUAGGACAAGUACACGGUUUUUUCCAGCCAGUGUAAACACAUCUAGGCUUCCUUUGCUCCAGGGGGCCAAUUUUUUCCUGUGCCACCAACACGGGCUCUUUUGCUUGACUUGGCCUGUAUUUUUGGCACAUAGAGCAACUCUGGACAGUUUCCUCAACGUCGCUGUUCAUGUGAGGCCGGCAUAAAAGGGCUCUGGCCUUCAUCUGAGGUUUUUCAAUCCCCAACUGAUCUUCAUGUCUCCUUUUUAAUGUAUUUUUCUGUAACGCCUUUAACAAAAUGCCGCCUAGUGCGGAGAGCUCCCCUUGUAUUGAUAACAGGGGCUGGGAACCUGCUGUCCCACGCCCUGUGCUAACAGCCUCCGUUACCUUCGGCAGGGUUUCAUCCCGAGCAGUAGCUCUGGCAAUCGCCGUCCGCAUUUUGUCUGAGACCGGACGGGAUUUUUAAAUUUCUGAGUGACGGACAAAAUCUAACUCUGAACUUUGCUCCACCGCACUUGUGUUCAGUGCUCCAGCGAGUGUGUUUCCAACCAGCCAGCCUCUCCCACGUUUGGAAGCAAUUGGCAAAGGAUACAUUUGGAACUGAAAAUAUAGUCUCUGUAUUCUGGGGGGCAGGGGGGCUGGCAGUGGCAAUGGUCAGUUUCAGCUACGUGGUCUUCCCAUAAAUAAAGACAUGAAAUUCUUUUACACCCCUGAA
This is a messenger RNA of Chrysemys picta bellii (western painted turtle), 4223 nucleotides long. The record is from RefSeq and is a predicted model, not a curated record. Lineage: Eukaryota; Metazoa; Chordata; Testudines; Emydidae.